Molecule: messenger RNA, 126 nt
Organism: Anisakis simplex (herring worm)
Lineage: Eukaryota; Metazoa; Nematoda; Chromadorea; Rhabditida; Anisakidae
Source: the annotation of a GenBank genome assembly
AUCAAGACGGGGGCACCGUGUCGUUCGGAGAGACUGGCCAAGUACAAUCAACUGCUACGCAUCGAGGAAGAGCUUGGCUCAGCGGCCGUAUACGCUGGUGAGAAGUUCCGCAAUCCACAAGCUUAA